Closterium sp. Yama58-4 is the source of this 4044-nucleotide messenger RNA. NCBI's taxonomy places the organism in Eukaryota, Viridiplantae, Streptophyta, Zygnematophyceae, Desmidiales, Closteriaceae. The record is from the annotation of a GenBank genome assembly.
AUGCUGUAUCCUACGGACGGGACUUGGUAUUGCCGAUUCGGGUUUUCGGGUUUCGGGUCUAAGGAAUCUAAAGCAGCAGCUAUGUUAGACACUCAUGCCGUCAUUUCGUGUAUAGGCAUGGAGGACAAGUCGGUGCUAUUGGCCCACGAGGCAGCGUUUGCUCUCGGGCAAAUGGGUGAUGUUUUUUCGGUGCCCGCACUUACCCGGGUGCUCAAAGACUCGUCUUACCACCCCAUUGUUCGGCACGAGGCAGCAGAGGCUCUGGGCGCCAUUGGUGAAGCCUCCUCCCUCCCCCUCCUCCAAACCUAUCUCGCCGACCCUGCGCCCGAGGUUCGGGAGACGUGCCAGCUGGCGCGGUUCAUGUCUGUAGACCCUGCUGGGAGUGCGCCUAAGAACGCAAACACAGAGGAACUCAGGAAGCUCCUUCUGCAAGAAGACGCAGACAUGUACGACCGCUACGGGGCUCUAUUUGCUCUCAGAGACAAAGCAGCUGCCACUAGCAACGGAGGGGCCAAUGCUGCUGAUGGUGGUGCUGAUGCUGCUAGUGGUGCUGUUGCUGAUGGUAACAGUGGUGAUGGUGGGGGUGCGAAUGCAGCGGUGGGGGCGAUCGUUGAGGCUCUAGAGACCUGCUCCAGUGCCCUGCUGCGACACGAGAUAGCCUAUGUCUUGGGCCAGCUACAGAACAAAACCGCCGCCCAGGCUCUUGUCAGAGCGUUAGAAGACAUGUCAUGUCAUGCCAUGGUUCGGCACGAAGCUGCUGUGGCUCUAGGCUCGGUUGCAGACCCAUUGACGCUGCAGCUUCUAAGAAAGUUUCAGAAGGAUCCUGACCCAAUUGUAGCUGAGAGCUGUGACGUCGCCCUUGAUUUGAUGCAGUUUGAAUUGCAACCAGAUGCGUUUCAGUAUGCGGAUAACGCUCGGCUGCAGGGUUUGCUCGAUGCGGAACGGGCUCGGCUGGACGCGUUUUUUGUUGGGCUACGUGGACUCGUCGACCACCUGAAGGAGUUGGCCGAGCAGGUCGACGACACCGAGAAGUAUGCGGCGGAACAGCUGCGAAACGCGGCGGAGGCCAUGUCGCAGACCAUCACGGGCAACAUCACCGGCAGCUUCGACGAGGCGUGGAAGACGAUGAAGACCUUCGCGGAACAGGCGUCGGCGUGGCUGGAGGACUUCGACAACCCGGAGGGAAAUGUGGCGUAUCAACGCGCCUUAGCGGUCACCACCUUGGCCGACCACGUCGACAAGGUGGUGGGCGAUGCGCAGGAGGAUUUGCGGGAGCACAUCACGAGCCAGUUGUCCGCCGCAGCUGUCAACAUCGCCACAGCUGUGACCGGCAGGCUCCCCGUGCAGCCGCCGCCACCGCCUCAGCCCACGCCGCCCGCCCUCCCGGAAGAGCUCUUGAAGUCGUUCAAGGCCGACAUCAUGAAGACGGUGACGGAGGCCACCGAGCAGUCGUUCGUUGCGUCCGGGAUGAAGAUGUUGACCGAGAUGAUCGGCACGGUGGCGCCUGGUCGACGUGGUUCGUCGCCUUCGGCCAAUGACGCCGACGCCGCGCAACAGAGGGCGGCCGACAAGCAAGGCCUGAAGAGGUCGGGCGACGGUGACGACAAGGAGAGCUCGAAGCGGAGCAAGGGAUCGGACGGGAGCCGCGUCACGAAGCCUCCUGCGCGGAGCGUGGUCGACAUGCUGAAGGCGAAGGGGUGGAAGGUGAGGGGAGGGUCGACCAGCAAGGGAAGCGGAAGCGGGGGGGCGGACGGGAGACCUGCCGACGGGAUCGCGGCUAACGUCGAUGCACCGCCUGGCCCGCCUUUGGACGCCGAGCAGACCCAUCCUCAGGCGAGCGGUGGGAAGGACGCGGCCCCCACUGCCCAGGCGGCGAAAGUCGGAGGCGCCGGAACCACCCAGGGGCCGUCUGACGCGGUGCCGGCCAAGGGCAAGGCGAUGUCUGCGUCUGCUACGGUCGCCGGAACCGGCACGGCGAAGGCUGCCUCUGCUUCAGUCCCCGGAACCGGCAAGUCGAAGGCUGCUUCUGCUACGGUCGCCGGAACCACCAAGUCGAAGGCUGCUUCUGGUACGGUCGCCGGAACCACCAAGUCGACACCAUGUAACCCGCCUGCGGCAACCACCGGGCCCGCCGGCCAGACAGGUGCGGGGAAGCAUGGGGAGGCCCGUGCGGCCCCUCCAGCUCCAGCAGCCCCUACUGCCGCCAAGGUCGACGCGAAGGCUGCUUCGGCACAGGGGCCACCCGGGAGUAACGCGCUUAGGGUGUUGCUCCACCGCAUGGAGUCCCACCGCCCGGGCGCGCAGCAGCAUCAUGUGGUCGACGCCGGCCUCGCAGAAAUAGCACGUCGCUCCGUCACUCCGCACGUUGCCGGCAAACCGUCCGAUGCCCAAUCUGCCGCGCGGCCGGUCGCCGCCCCACCGCCUGCGGACCCCAAGUCCGCGUUUCUUCGCGCCCAUAUAGGCGCACGCAAAGCGGCAGCUCCACCAGUCACUCAGCCGGAACCCGGCACAAGCGCGACGCCGACGGCUGUAAAUGCGACCGCAUCCUCCCCAGGAGCAGCUGUGGUCGAUCUGGCGGCGGAGAGGGGAGUCAGUGCAGCGCUAGCCACCGGCGGCCGCGCCGACAGGCAUGCCGCCCUCGAAUCCGUCCUGGCCCAGUUUGAGGCAGCAAAACGGCCCGAGCAUGCCCCGGCACUGGCCAUCGUGGACACGGCGCAUGCGGAGCCGUCGGCGACCAACACAGGGGGUUCGGCGGAGCCGACGGCCGCAACGGGUGUUGUCGCCGAGGAAAAUGCGGGACGGAAGGGUAAGGACGACACCGGGAAAGGGAAGGCGGUGUCGGCGGGGAAGGAGAUGGCGGAAGACAAAGGGAAGAAGCCGGCACGGAAGACGGGCGGCAAGGGUAAGUCGGCAAAGAAGAAGGAGGAGGAGGAGAAGGAGGAGGAGGAGGAGGAGGAGGUGGGGGAGGGGGAAGAGCAUGGACGCCGGGGUCAUGGCAUCCGCCGAGACAGGUCUGGCGACGGGCAGGGGUGGGUGGGCGAGAUGAAGUUCAAGAACCAGAAUCGGUACAUCGGCAAGUCCCGCGACAAGAUGGAGCUGGCCUACGAGCACGCGAUUGCGUACUCCGUCUACGACGGCUACGUGAGCAAGGUGCUCAUGAAGGAGCUCACCGCCUUGAAGCCGGGAGAGUUGGAUGAAUGGAAGGCGGUGUGGGAGGAGGUCAAAAUCCUGCCGACCGGGAUGUGGACGGUGAUGUGGGCCAGAGGCUUGUGCCAUCCGAGAGCAAGGUUCGACGACAUACUCGGCAGGUUCCGUGGGUACGCAGGUUCGGGUGAUGCGCUUCAUGGCGUGCUCUGGCCGGCGAUGUGGUUCCCCAUCAUCGAGGACACGGAGGAAGGCAGGGCGGAGACAAAUGCAAACAUGUCGGCGAUGGUGAAUCGCGUGUCGAUGUGCGCGGCGUAUGGAAAGGUCGCGGCGAGAGUCGCGUAUGGGAAGGUCGACGGGAGCGCGGAGGCGACCGCGGGAGAGACGACGGAUAUGGAAGGCGCGGACAGGAAGGCGGACGAGAAGGUGCAGAUGGGGGCCCAGGCGUUAGCGGCCUCUGCAUGCGCCCUCUGGUGCUACAUGUCGACGCCGGCGUCGGUGCUCGGUGCUGUGGGCGAAGGUAAGGCGGCCGCGAUUCUGGCAGGUGCGGGGAAGGAGAGGGGCGAGCACUUCGCGAUGGUCAUGCACGUGGUUAUCGAACACGCACGCACUCGGCAGGCUCCCGCGGGGGAGGUUGCACAUAACGUCGCGCCAGAGCUGCAGCGCUAUGGAGUGGCCAGGGCCUUCGAGGCGGGCAUUGAGGAAGACGAGGCCGACAUGAUCGCAAGAGCGACGGUCGAGACCUUGGCGUUCUGGGGAAUGUGCCCCCUCGACGGGCCCAAGCUCAAAGCGGAGGGCAUCGAUGUGCCGUGUGACGCGAAGAUGGAGUACGACUUGGAUCACAGGGGGAGGAAGGGGGAGAAGGUCAAGCAGGCCAAGGGCAGCAAGAGGAAGAGGUAG